CUCUAGCGUAUGCGUCGAGUAUAAAACCCAAGAUGUCGCUGCAACGUUUGACAGCGCUCCGAGCGCUGAUGGCCAGCCAGCAGACAGCGCUGGCAGCGUAUAUUGUGCCUACAGCUGACGCUCACAACUCAGAAUACAUAGCCCCCAUAGAUGCACGUCGCGAGUGGCUAACGGGGUUCACGGGGUCAGCCGGCACUGCGGUAGUAACUAACACGCUGGCUGCUGUCUGGACGGAUGGCAGAUAUUACACGCAGUUCGAGAAGGAGGUCGACUUGAAUCUGUGGACGCUGAUGAAGCAGUCGCUACCCGAUACCCCCUCCAUAGAAAAAUGGUUGACUACCAAUUUAGGGGCCGGUUCUGUAGUGGGGGUCGACCCCUUUACAAUGAGUAGAGAAGAGUGGACACCGUUGCAGACGGCAUUAAAAAAAGCCAAGAUGCAAUUAAUAGCCGUACCAAAUAACUUGGUCGAUCAGUUGAGGGUCCAACUAAAAGACCCGGCGCCAGAGAGACCGCAUAAUGAAAUUAUGCAUUUACCUGUUAAAUAUACAGGUAAACCAGCUAGCAAGAAGAUAGAAGAAUUGAGAGCCAAAAUGGCGGAGAAGAAAGUAUCUGCUCUCGUGCUCACCGCGUUGGAUGAAGUGGCUUAUGUACUCAACCUCCGAGGAAGCGAUAUACCCUACAACCCCGUGUUUUUUUCAUAUCUGGUUAUAACCCCCAAUAGAGUGAAGUUAUUCUGGCAUGGGGGUCGCAUUCCGACAAAUAUACAGGAGUGUUUGGAGUCAGAAGGGGUCGUUAUAGAAGGGGUCCCGUAUGAAGAUAUUGUUAGGGAUCUGGAGAAUAUGGCGAGAGAGCUAUCGGAAAGCGGUGACGGUGAUCACGACAUUUGGGUGUCGAGCGAAGCGAGCGAAGCGGUACAUAGAGCGGCGUCUGGGGAAGACGUGUUAUCGAAGCCUUUGAAUUUAAUAUCCGAAGUGUCACCGGUGGCUCUUAUGAAAUUGGUUAAAAAUGACGUCGAACUAGAGGGUUUUAGGCAAUGCCACAUUCGCGACGGUAUAUCGGUUGUGCGUUUCUUCAAUUGGUUGCAUCGCGGGAUCGAUUCCGGCGAAAGUAUAACUGAAAUGCAAGCGGCUGAUAAACUGUUGGAGUUUAGGAAGGACGAAACAGACUUCCUCGGACCAUCUUUUGAGACAAUCCCCGGGGCAGGGGAGAACGGGGCAAUAAUACACUACAGUCCGACCCGGGAUGGCCCACAGCGGGGGAUACUGGGGCGGGAUAUGUUCCUGCUGGACUCGGGGGGACAAUACAGAGACGGCACAACAGACAUAACCCGCACCCGUCACAUGGGUGUGCCGAGUGACGAACAGACAAACGCAUUUACUCGCGUGCUGAAGGGACAGAUCGCGCUUGGCACUGUGCUGUUCCCACGGGGGGUUAAGGGCAACGUGCUAGACACGCUAGCCCGUUCCGCCCUGUGGCAAGUGGGGCAGGACUACGCGCACGGCACGGGGCACGGCGUGGGGCACUGCCUGCACGUGCACGAGGGCCCCGCGGGGGUCUCCUGGAGGCCCUACCCCAGGGACCCCGGCCUGGGGCCCGGGCAGGUGCUGAGUAAUGAGCCGGGAUACUAUAAGGUCGGGGAAUAUGGUAUAAGGCAUGAGGACCUUGUCGAGAUUAUCGAAGUGAAUAAGACAACCAAUCAUCCAAGAGCAUCAAAACUGCUAGGCGAUUUCGACGGUCGAGGCGUGUUGGGUUUCAACACACUGACGUUAGUGCCACACGACACUAAGUGUGUUAACGUGGAGUUGCUUGAUGAUUUUGAGUUGGCAUACCUAAAUUCGUACCACGCUCGUGUGCUGGCAACACUCGGACCGAUAUUGAAAGAACGUGGACUUUUGGACGACUUGCAAUGGCUUGAAAAUGAAUGUAAACCUUUGGAAAGGGUUUAAGAUCGAGCAACAAUGACCAUGCAGUAUUGCAAGAAUGAAAAUGAUGCAAUUUUUUAAAUGUUAAUUUUUUUUAUUGUGUAACCGUUGCUAUGUAAUUCAUAUUUCGUGGUUUUUUUUGACAAAUGCAUUUUAAGCAUUUAAUUCAUGUUUUUCUUUGAACAAUAUUCAACUAAUGUACUUGACAUUUUU
Molecule: messenger RNA, 2135 nt
Organism: Colias croceus (clouded yellow)
Lineage: Eukaryota; Metazoa; Arthropoda; Insecta; Lepidoptera; Pieridae
Gene: ApepP
Product: xaa-Pro aminopeptidase ApepP-like
Exons: 17
Coding region: 33-1946 (637 amino acids)
Molecular function (GO): metalloaminopeptidase activity
Source: RefSeq, a predicted model, not a curated record